This is a messenger RNA of Ostertagia ostertagi, 951 nucleotides long. NCBI's taxonomy places the organism in Eukaryota, Metazoa, Nematoda, Chromadorea, Rhabditida, Trichostrongylidae. The record is from the annotation of a GenBank genome assembly.
AUGCGCUGUACCAUUCGUAUCUCACUUGAUAACAAUUCAUAUAUCGUGAUGAUGGCAGUGGAUGCAAUGAGUGGCGGAGCUGUUUUGAUGAAGUCCUCAGAUGCUAGUUCAACCGCUGUCGCGUUUUCUGGUGGGGUGGACAGUCUGUUGGUGGCGAUUGCCCUACACGAAGCUUACCAUUCAGAUCGGAUAAUCGAUCUUGUCAACGUGGCGUUUAUUCGAGACUCCCAGCAUCGCUCCAUAGUGACGGACCGCCAACGAGCUAUAGCUGGUUUUCUCUAUCUGCGGUCGAAAUUUCCCAGUAGAAUAUGGCGCUUGAUUCUUGUCGAUGUUACGAAAGAGGAGCUGGAGAAGAAGAGAUUGAAACACAUCGUGAAAGCUGCUGCUCCAGCACUUUCUGUUUUGGAUGAAUCCUUGGCUUGCGUGUUGUGGUUUGCCCUUCGAGGAGCCGGCAAAGAUUACGAUAGUGGAUCCGACAUCCGGUCCGAUGCCAAUGUCUACUUUGUUGGCAGUGGGGCUGACGAGUUAUUUGCCGGCUAUGCCCGACAUCGAACACGAUUCGAACGCGAUGGGGCCGGUUCUGUACCAGAGGAAUGUGAAGCAGAGCUCUGUCGGCUCGGUAGUCGCAAUGGCGGACGAGAUGCUCGAGUAGCCGUAGUCUUGAAGAAGGAGCUAAGAGCACCGUUUUCUGCAGGACGAUUUUGUAGCUUGGGUGAAUACAUUGCCAAUGGAUCAAAAGUGGGACUUGACACUGCCACGAGGUGUUGGAGAGAAGAUGAUUAUAAGACAGGUGCUACGCGUCUCUUGAGCCCCACACCGACGCCCGAACCAAACGCUAAUGCCAUUUGGAUCUGUUUUGUCAAGAUGCAGAACAAUAAGGCAUUGAAGGGUAGCGACGUGUCGCACCAUCUCUUGAGUGCUCAUCAUUCGAUUCCUACUGGUGAUCUCUAA